Adineta steineri is the source of this 752-nucleotide messenger RNA. The record is from the annotation of a GenBank genome assembly. Lineage: Eukaryota; Metazoa; Rotifera; Eurotatoria; Adinetida; Adinetidae.
AUGAGCUCAAAUAAAGGCGGGUUUAGAUUGCUUAAUCGGGAUCUUACAUCAGGUUAUAAACCAACACAAUGGCGAUCAACAGUUUCAGCACCUUCAUGUGCACUUUGUAAUAAAGCAGUCUUUCCUGCUGAAGAAGUUAUUGGAGCUGGACAAAAAUAUCAUAAACUUUGUCUCAAAUGUUCUUCAUGUAAUACAUUACUCAAUUCAGGUAAUGUUAAUGAACAUGACAAAAAGAUUUAUUGCAUGGGAUGUUAUCGUCGUCAAUUUGGACCACAUGGAGUUGGUCGGGGUCUUGGAACAACCGUAUCACAAAGUUUAGAUACACCACCAACAAGUCCAAAUUCUAAUCGAGUGGAAACAGAAUUUAACAGUGAAACAACCAAUAGUGAUAAUGAUAAUUCUCAACAAAGAAAUUCAUUGACUUCAUCACAAGUACGAACAUCACCUGAUGAUGAUCGACGUCAUAGUAGUUCUCAAAUGAAUAGUGUUACAUAUAUUGGUGGAGUAACAACAAGACAAACAGUAUCAACCGUACCGCGUCCUUCAUCAGCUAAUCUUUCAAAUGGAAGUGGAUUUAAGAUGUCGUCUAAAUCAGGAAAUACAUGUCCACGUUGUUCAAAAACAGUUUAUUUAGCUGAGGAAGUUAAAGCUGCUGGCAAAUCAUUUCAUAAAAGUUGUUAUACGUGUGCUCAUUGUAAAAAGAGUAUCAAUGCUGCUCGAUAUUGUGAACAUGAAGGAGAACUUUAUGAUAA